This is a messenger RNA of Suillus subalutaceus, 530 nucleotides long. RefSeq lists its product as uncharacterized. NCBI's taxonomy places the organism in Eukaryota, Fungi, Basidiomycota, Agaricomycetes, Boletales, Suillaceae. The coding region runs from base 116 to 475 and encodes 119 amino acids. The transcript is spliced from 6 exons. The record is from RefSeq and is a predicted model, not a curated record.
UUUUGAUGCGGAGUUUCAAGUACCAUGCCUGCAUCCAAGAUUUCUUCAACAUAGGGGUGUUUGUUGUUCGAUGUAGAUAUGGUGGGCUGGGCUGUGGACAGCUCUACUAAGUGACAUGGCUGAGGCGGCAAUGAUGACCUUCACCCCUAUUGACAAUAAUAUUCAACAGCAUUUUGGCCCAUUCCACAUAGACGCACACGGCCAUACACGGCAUGUGGAGUCCCACCAUUUUUGCAGUCACCGCUCGAAGGAUUUUCAUCAGUGCCCGAUCUACGACUCCAACACACCCGAUGCUAGGUUGAUCAGCAUCGAGUAUAUCGUGUCUGGACAGAUUUUAAGUCGCUCCCCAAAGAAGAGAAGAAGUAUUAGCACUCACACAAGCACGAGGUGGAAAGCGGAAUUCUUUGCCUCGGGACGAAGGAUGUUGUUCCAAGUACUCGAGUGGCAUAAAGUGUCUAUGCUGCAGUCGCCCUAAUCUUAGCUGCCGCUUGGACCCCCCUCACCUUAUGAUGUCUUACACUGGUGUUAAC